GGUACAUUCCAUGUCGUACCCGGAAGCAGCUUGAAAACAUCUCAAACGCGCGCACCAUUUGAUUUAAAGAAAUACUUAAAAAAUAAAGUGGUAAAGUUUAUCAGCCUGUACCGUAUCCUGAAUCAGAAAAAAGUCUCAUAACCAAGAGUUGAAACUCUGAUCUGAAACCAGCUUUACCAGGACACCAGCAUGCAGCAGGACUCCAGCCGCAGUCCCAGUUACACUGUGAAGUGUGAGGACUACGUUCAUGUGGUUGAAUUCAGUCCUUUCAGCUCUGGUACCCCUGCCUCUCUCCUGGCCUACGGUGGAAACCAGUAUGUGGUCGUCAGCACCUGCCUGUUUCAGGAGGAGGAUAUGGAGGUUGAGGGAGUUGAGUUCAAUGUUCUUCGAGCUUUCCAUCAUGGAUUGCGAGUCGAUGCUCUCGCCUGGAGUCCUGAGUCCAGGCUGGACAGGAUACCCACUAUCAGAUUUUGCACCGCUGCAGCUGACAGAAAGCUACGCCUGCUGACUUCUGAUCUUCAGGAUAGGCAUGAAGUCAAGGUGAUGGAGGGCCACACUAGCUUCAUUAACCAUUUGGUGUUCGAGCCCACAGAAGGGAAACAAAUUGCUUCCGUCAGUGAUGACCACACUUGCAGGGUGUGGGACCUGGAUGGAAAUGAAAGCACUACUCUCAGACUCCGCUCUCCUGGGAUGAGUGUGUGCUGGCACCCGGAGGAGGCCUUUAAGUUAAUGGUGGCAGAAAAGAAGGGAACUAUUCGUUUCUAUGACCUGGUGGCCAAGCAGGCCAUCUUGUCACUGGACUGUGGUCAGUCACCACUCAUGUCAGCCGACUGGUGCCUCACGAACACAAUCAAAGUUGGGGCCGUGGCGGGCAACGACUGGCUCAUCUGGGACAUAACUCGCUCCAGUUACCCACAGGAAAAAAGACCAGCCCACAUAGAUAAAGCACGGUUAUUCAGGUGGUCUCGAGCCAAUGAAAACCUCUUCGCCACCACUGGAUGUCCAGGAAAGAUAUGCAGUCAGUUACUCAUCCACCAUCUUGGCCACCCACAGCCGGUGACAAUCGGGUCGGCAACAGUAGGAUCGGGCCUGAGCUGGCACCGGACGCUCCCACUCUGUGUGAUCGGCGCUGACAGGAAACUUUGCUUUUGGAUGACUGAAAUGUAGACAUCUGUACAGCACCUUUCAUAAUGGACAACUUAAGUCCAACUCAGUGUUUCUAUUCUAGUAAAUGUCAAAUAAAAUAAAUAUUUUUCUGAGUA
This is a messenger RNA of Epinephelus fuscoguttatus (brown-marbled grouper), 1262 nucleotides long. RefSeq names its product nucleoporin 37 (gene nup37). Gene Ontology annotation, cellular component: nuclear pore outer ring. The record is from RefSeq and is a predicted model, not a curated record. NCBI's taxonomy places the organism in Eukaryota, Metazoa, Chordata, Actinopteri, Perciformes, Serranidae. Gene Ontology annotation, molecular function: protein binding. The coding region runs from base 190 to 1167 and encodes 325 amino acids. The transcript is spliced from 10 exons.